CAGCGCCGCACAAACUUCCGGUCAGGAAGAUGGCGGCUUCCUAGAGUCCUGAUUGACUAGCCGUGGUGUCCAGGCUACAGAGUAGAACCUAGGACUGUGUGAAUGCGCGCGAGCUUUGUGUUGCCGUGGUCUAACUUCGACCUGGCUUGCUGCAGCUCCAGGGACCUGACUGGCGCCGCCUCAGGAAAAAAGGAGCUUUGGGAAGCUUCAACUGUAUCUUUUCGGCUCGGCAAACCAAGUCUCCCAGGCAGGAUCCUGGCUUCCACUAUCCCCCCUCCAUCCAACCACUCGGGAACCAUGGAGGUAGCUGAGGCCAACAGCCCCACCGAGGAGGAGGAAGAAGAGGAGGAAGAAGAAGGAGAGGAACCGAUAUCUGAGCCCAGGCCUCACACUCGCUCCAAUCCUGAGGGGGCUGAGGACCGGGCCCUGGGUGCUCAGGCCAAUGUGGGCAGCCGCAGUGAGGGCGAGGGUGAAGCAGCUACUGCAGAUGAUGGUGCGGCCGGUGUCCCAGGAGCCGGGCCUAAGCCCUGGCAAGUACCAGCACCAGCAUCUGAGGUCCAGAUUCGAACACCAAGGGUCAACUGUCCAGAGAAGGUGAUCAUCUGUCUGGAUCUUUCGGAGGAGAUGUCUGUGCCAAAGCUGGAGUCCUUUAAUGGUUCUAGGACAAACGCCCUGAAUGUGUCUCAGAAGAUGGUUGAGAUGUUCGUGCGCACAAAGCACAAGGUUGACAAGAGGCACGAGUUUGCACUGGUCGUAGUGAAUGACGACUCCGCCUGGCUGUCUGGCCUGACCUCGGACCCACGUGAGCUCUGCAGCUGCCUGUACGACCUGGAGACUGCGUCGUGCUCCACUUUCAAUUUGGAAGGCCUCUUCAGCCUCAUCCAGCAGAAGACUGAGCUGCCAGCCACAGAGAAUGUGCAGACCAUCCCACCCCCCUACGUCGUGCGUACUAUCCUGGUCUACAGCCGCCCACCCUGCCAGCCCCCGUUCUCCCUGACUGAGCCUAUGAAGAAGAUGUUCCAAUGUCCCUACUUCUUCUUUGACAUCAUUUACAUCCACAAUGGCACCGAGGAGAAGGAGGACGACACGAGCUGGAAGGACAUGUUUGCCUUCAUGGGCAGCCUGGACACCAAGGGCACCAGCUACAAGUAUGAAGUAGCACUCACUGGCCCUGCCCUGGAGCUGCACAACUGCAUGGCCAAGCUGCUGGCCCACCCGCUGCAAAGGCCCUGCCAGACCCAUGCGAGCUACAGCCUACUGGAGGAGGAGGAGGAGGCCGGCGAGGGGGAAGCUACUGUGUGACCUGUGACAUCUCCACACCCUCAUUACUGGCCCUCGCUCAAUUCCACUUUGUCCACUGUCAGUUCAUUCUUUCUGGAACCAUUUUUGUCACAGGAAUAAAAAUCUGAGGCCCUGAG
Grammomys surdaster is the source of this 1418-nucleotide messenger RNA. It is a transcript of the gene Babam1, whose product is annotated as BRISC and BRCA1 A complex member 1. The transcript is spliced from 10 exons. Lineage: Eukaryota; Metazoa; Chordata; Mammalia; Rodentia; Muridae. The record is from RefSeq and is a predicted model, not a curated record. Gene Ontology annotation, biological process: protein K63-linked deubiquitination; mitotic G2 DNA damage checkpoint signaling; double-strand break repair. Gene Ontology annotation, cellular component: nuclear body; BRCA1-A complex; BRISC complex. Bases 103 to 1302 code for a protein of 399 amino acids.